This is a messenger RNA of Pristis pectinata (smalltooth sawfish), 2109 nucleotides long. RefSeq lists its product as uncharacterized. Gene Ontology annotation, cellular component: nucleus. Bases 1 to 1269 code for a protein of 422 amino acids. Lineage: Eukaryota; Metazoa; Chordata; Chondrichthyes; Rhinopristiformes; Pristidae. Gene Ontology annotation, biological process: regulation of double-strand break repair; protein polyubiquitination; DNA damage response. Gene Ontology annotation, molecular function: RNA binding. The record is from RefSeq and is a predicted model, not a curated record. The transcript is spliced from 9 exons.
AUGGCUGAUUUCUUUUUCUCAACUGCACUCUCCCCGCCCAGACACACCGAACGCUCCUCGUACGUUCCCCGUCACCCCCGGGGCCCAGCCCGGGUCACCUCCUGCUCCUCGGGCGCGCGGACCAGAAAGGGCGAGGCCGCCGCUCGCGCCGCCUUAUCCCCGCGCGCCCUCCGCGGGCCGCCUCACCGCCGGGGCCCGGCCGCCGCCCCCGCCGCGCCGCCCGCUUCCCUCCUCCGCCAAAAAAUCACCCACGGAGCCUCCGUCCGGCCCCGGGGCCGCUCCCCCCGCGGGGGCGCCGCCGGUUCGAUUCUGCUGCCGUUUACAGCGGGACUAUGUUACUUCCGGUGCGGAGGGACACGGGUGACGCGGAGGAAGCAACGCAAUCGGCGCGCGCCGCCUUCUCCGGAUGACGUGAUCGCAUCGCGACAGCGGGUGGUGCCGCCAUCGUCGGACGGCAGCAGAGCCGGAGGGAUGUUGCUGGAACUCCCGGCUCCUGGACUGGAUCAGAUGUCAGAUGGUGAGAAGCCGCUGUCUGCCGGACUUCAGAAAGCACUGAGCACCCUCCAGGAUUCCACAGAGAAAUGUCUGUUUCAAACUGUGGAGGACGAGACAGAUUCGGAUUCCACAGACUCGUUGGGUGACCAGCUCUAUGACCUGGUGGACGUUCACGGUACUGGACACAGUGAGAAAAUAACAGGGAUGCUGCUGGAGCUGGGCAGGAAUGAAGUAAAGAAACUGGUCAGUGAUCCACAGCUGUUGGAACAGAAGAUUCAUGUUGCCCAGGAAGCACUUGAGCAAGAAUUGCUGCGUGAGACGGGAGCGUCCGAUCUGGACUGUGACAAUGUGAAGGAGAGGCUCGGAGAGAAGAUUUUUGAACGGGUGGAAAAGAUUGAUCCAGAGAACUGCGCGUACAUCACAGGAAUGCUUUUGGAAUUGGAUCCUUCAGCCAUCCGUAUGUUGCUGACUGACAGCUCGGCACUGAAAGGUGCCGUCCAAAGGGCGCAGGCUGCACUUCCACAGGCAGCUGCACACAGAUCCUCAGACCCUGACCCAAAUAAUGAGGAGGGAAGUGAUCUGGACAGUGAGACUGAGAACUUAGGAGAGGAAUUAUACUGUUACAUUAACAGCACUAAAUACAGUCAGCACUCCAGCAAGAUAACAGGCAUGCUGCUUGAGAUGCCUCACGCCAGCUUGGUGGAACUGCUGAAAUCACCAGAACAACUGAAUGAGAAAAUCCAGGUUGCUGCUGCAGCUUUGAAAGACAGCUGACCCAAGUCAAGUCCUCGGUCCACAUUAGGUAGAGUCACAUCAGAGUUUAAUUUGGAUCUGUGAUAUGCCCACUUGUUUCGUGAAGAACCUUAAAUUACCUGCCAUUUUAUGUCACUAGUUCACACUGCAGGGGAUUUAUCAAUGGUUUGGAUUUACACAAUGCAAUUAAUCAAUACGUGGCUGUACUGUUGUUAAAUUGUGUUGUAGGUCAUAAUAUUUUGUGGAGAAUAAGGCUGGUAAUCAAAAACUACAAUAAUUUGCAGGUUGCUAGAUAAGGGACUUAAUCAUGGACCCUGAUGUCCAUUAUAAAAGGUGAACAUAACAAGUCUUUUGCUACAAUAGAUCUUGAGUUUCACAGUUUAACUUAUUUUCAAAACACAUUGCUGUGUGUUAGGAAUCACCUUUAAUCAAUUCCUCACUGUUCAGGCCAAGUGCCAAUCAGCUUUGCACUAAAUUCAAAAGGACCAAGGUGAUUGGGUUAGGCUUGUGUUUAACUUGCACACUGCCCUGUGAGCUCAUAACCCCAAGCUGAUGAGUGCAGGCUGUUCAGAACUUGGAUUGCCAGUUGUGAGAGUUUAAUAUUUUCAAACAUAAUUGGGUCCACUAGUCAGAUAAAUGUUGUUUAAAUGAGAACUGUUUAAUCAAAGCAAUUCCUGAAUUAGGAUCAAACUGUGAAUUACUGUCACUUUCUGGGCAGUUGUGCAAUAGUGAAUUAAACUUCAUCAAACUGUGCACAAUUAUUGAUAAUACUGAUUUUCUUGCAAAUGUUCAUGUUCCAAUCAUUUUUGCAACAUGAGCAGUGGAUUCUCACCAAAAUUAAAUAAAAACAAAUGGACCAUG